Molecule: messenger RNA, 1167 nt
Organism: Prunus mume (Japanese apricot)
Lineage: Eukaryota; Viridiplantae; Streptophyta; Magnoliopsida; Rosales; Rosaceae
Source: RefSeq, a predicted model, not a curated record
AAGAAGACAUUUGUCGAGUUAUAGCAUCAUAGAAGAUUUUCUACAAAGUGAUAUCAACUUUUUGCCAAUAAGGUACUCUUACUCAGAAAUUAAAAAGAUGACUGGUAAAUUUAAGGACAAGUUAGGUGAAGGUGGCUAUGGCUCUGUAUUCAAAGGAAAGUUGCGCAGUGGCCGUUUUGUAGCAAUUAAACUCUUGGGCAAGCCCAAAGGUAAUGGGCAAGACUUCACAAGUGAGGUAGCUACCAUUGGAAGGAUUCACCAUGUUAAUGUGGUGCAACUUGUUGGUUAUUGUGUUGAGGGAUUAAAUCGUGCUCUAGUAUAUGACUUCAUGCCAAAUAGCUCUCUUGAUAAAUAUAUUUAUACCAAAGAGGAAAACAUGCCUUUAAGUUGCAAGAAAAUGUAUGAGAUUUCUCUCGGAGUGGCUCGAGGGAUUGAAUAUCUGCAUCAAGGUUGUGACAUGCAAAUUCUACAUUUUGAUAUCAAGCCUCAUAACAUUCUUCUUGAUGAGAACUUUAACCCAAAGAUUUCUGAUUUCGGGCUUGCGAAAUUAUAUUCCGUAGAUAAUAGCAUUGUCUCUUUGACGGCAGCAAGGGGAACAAUGGGCUAUAUUGCUCCUGAGUUGUUCUACAAAAACAUUGGAGGUGUUUCGUACAAAGCUGAUGUCUAUAGUUUCGGAAUGUUGCUCAUGGAAAUGGCAAGCCGAAGGAAGAAUUUCAGUUCAAUGGUAGAGCGUUCAAGCCAAACUUACUUCCCAUUAUGGGCAUACGACCAAUAUAACAAGGGAAAUGACUUGGAGAUGGGAGAUUUUAAUGAGGAGGAAAAGAAAAUCAUAAAAAAGAUGGUUAUAACUGCAUUGUGGUGUAUUCAAAUGAAGCCAAGUGAUCGGCCUUCCAUGAACAAAGUCAUAGAAAUGCUAGGAGGAGAUGUUGAAUGCCUAAAAAUGCCCAUCAGACCUUUUCUGUAUCCACAGGAGAUGCAUGCAGGUGAUGUUCAAGAAAAUAAUUUGAACUCAAUAGGUUCAAACGGGGAGUUAACAUGGACUUUGUCAGCUAGGUGAUCAUCAAUUGUUAGAAAAUGCAAUCUUUUUUUUUUUUUUAGACCUUUCCUAUUGAGAUGGGCAAUAAUAUACUAAACUCACAUAUAUACUAUAUUGAUGCUAGGACUCAA